AUGUCAGACCUCACAGCACUCCCCAAGGGAUCUCUGCUCCUCGUCACCGGAGCCAACGGAUACAUUGGCUCUCACGUCGUCAACACGCUCCUCGGACUAGGCUACCGCGUCCGCGGAACGGUCCGCUCCGACAGGCCAUGGCUCACCGAGCUUUUCAAGAGCAAGCACGGCGAAGGGGUCUAUGAGCAGUACAUUGUUAAGAACCUCGACGACCCUGAGGCUCUUGGGCAGGCCAUGAAUGGCGUUGCCGGCGUUGCCCACGUGGCUUCCGACGUCUCCUUCACUGAUGACCCGAACGCCAUCAUUCCUUGGGUUAUCAAGGCAACCGAGAGCGCCCUGGCGGCUGCGGCGAAGCAGCCUUCCGUCAAGCGAUUCGUUCUCACCUCUUCUGCUUUCGCAGCCUCAAUGCCUAUCCCCGACAAGAAGGGUGUCUACAUUGACGAAAACUCGUACAAUGAGGCCGCCGUCAAGGCAGCCUGGGACCCGAACACUCCCCAGGAAAUCAAGGCAGCAAUGGUUUACUCGGCCUCCAAGACCGAGGGCGAGCGAGCUGCUUGGAAGUGGGUUGAAGAGAACAAGCCCGGUUACGUAUUCAACACCAUUCUGCCCAACUUCAACACUGGAGAGAUCCUCCACCCCGAAAUCGGGGGCUCGACCAUGGGCUUCGCCCGCAACUUGUUGAAGGGCGAGAUUGGCAUGCUCAAGGUUUUCAUGCCGCAAUACUACGUCGACGUCGUUGACGUUGCGCGUCUCCAUGCCAUCGCCCUCCUCGCCGAGCCGGUCAAGUCUCAAAGAAUCUGGGGUUCCGCGGAGCAAGUUACCACCGGUGACUUUAUUGACAUCGUCCGUGAGCUCAGGCCGGACAACAAGCUGAUCCCGGAGAAGCCCGAGAGUGAGGGCAAGGAUCUCAGUGAGGUUCCUCCGGCCGCCAAGGCCGGUGCCUUGUUGCAGAAGUACUUUGGCCAGGGCUGGACACCGUUGAAGGAGAGUCUAGAGGCUGGAAUCCGCGACUUGUAA
This is a messenger RNA of Colletotrichum spaethianum, 1017 nucleotides long. Its product is annotated as aldehyde reductase 2. The transcript is spliced from 5 exons. The coding region runs from base 1 to 1017 and encodes 338 amino acids. Lineage: Eukaryota; Fungi; Ascomycota; Sordariomycetes; Glomerellales; Glomerellaceae. Gene Ontology annotation, molecular function: oxidoreductase activity, acting on the CH-OH group of donors, NAD or NADP as acceptor. The record is from RefSeq and is a predicted model, not a curated record.